CGAUGUAGUGGGAGUCCCCGCCGGCGGUCGUAUCUCUGCCUAUCUCGCCGCAACGCCCCCACUUUCCAUAUUUGAACACAGGAAAGUGUUUAAGUUUAGAGAGAGAGAGAGAGAAUAAGGAAAUACGAACUUGUUGUCGCAGAUAAGAAUCCCUUUCCUUCAACAUAAACCCUAGUUCCUCGCUUUUCUUGCGCUUUAGGAGUUGCAGAAUAGCUUUUUAUUCUUUCUUCUAGGGUUUGGGGUUUUUUAUGGCUUCUGAGGAUGUCGUUGGGAGGAGCGGGAGCAAUACAACGGUAGGGUUCCAGAGCAAGGAAUCGGCGGUGACCACAUUUGUGAACCUGGCGGAGGAGGCGAGUGAGGGGGUGAAGGCUCCUGGACAUGCCAUUCUCAGUAUCUGCAAAUCUCUUGUUGCUGGGGGAGUUGCGGGAGGAGUGUCCCGCACUGCUGUUGCACCACUGGAAAGGUUGAAAAUUCUCUUGCAGGUUCAGAAUCCUCACAACAUCAAAUACAAUGGGACAAUUCAAGGCUUGAAAUAUAUAUGGCAAACUGAAGGUUUUCGAGGGCUCUUUAAAGGAAAUGGAACUAAUUGUGCACGAAUUGUUCCAAACUCAGCUGUGAAGUUCUUUAGUUAUGAGCAAGCAUCAAGUGCUAUUUUGUGGCUUUACCGGCAACAACCAGGCAAUGAAGAUGCACAACUCACACCAGUUCUCCGUCUUGGAGCCGGAGCUUGUGCAGGAAUUAUUGCUAUGUCUGCAACUUAUCCUCUGGACAUGGUGCGAGGAAGGUUGACUGUCCAGACAGAGAAGUCUCCUUAUCGGUAUAGAGGAAUGUUUGACGCAUUAUCAACGGUUUUGCGGGAAGAAGGCCCUCGUGCCUUGUAUAAAGGCUGGCUUCCUUCUGUUAUUGGAGUGAUUCCUUAUGUGGGUCUCAACUUUGCGGUUUAUGAAUCUCUCAAGGAUUGGUUGAUCAAGACCAAAGCUUUAGGCUUGGUCGAUCCAGAUUCAGAGGAGCUGAGUGUGUUGACAAGGCUAGGUUGCGGUGCAGCUGCUGGGACUGUGGGGCAGACUGUUGCGUACCCACUUGACGUGAUAAGGCGGCGGAUGCAGAUGGUAGGGUGGAAGGAUGCCUCCUCCAUUCUCACAGCAGAUGGUAGGAGCAAGGCCCCCCUUGAGUACACAGGCAUGGUUGAUGCCUUCAGGAAAACUGUCAGAAAUGAAGGUUUUGGAGCACUUUACAAGGGCCUCGUUCCUAAUUCUGUCAAGGUUGUUCCAUCAAUAGCCAUUGCAUUUGUAACAUAUGAAGUAGUAAAGGAUAUUUUGGGGGUGGAGAUGAGAAUAUCAGAAUGACGGGGAUUUCCAACUCAGGCUUUCUCGAAGGCACGGUGCUAUUUUUGUAGCCGUGGAAAGAAUGAUAAUAAGAUGAAAGGAAAGAGGGUAUUUCUGUGGCUGUUGUUGAUAUUCUUGCAGUGCUCUAACUCUCUGCAUCUACUUCCCCUUGCAUUUUUUUUUCCCUCUGUAUUCUUGUGGAGCUGAAAUAAACCUCAAAGAGAUAUGGGGUAUUCAGUGUUGGGGGAAAAUUAGGUUCAGCUUCCCAGCCAUGGGUCUUCUCUCUUGUUCCUGGUAACUUUAUUUAGUGUUCUGAGUUAUUUGUACUUAUUAUUUUUCGAAAUCAUGUACCAGUAUGCAAUCCAAAGGGUUCGAAUGAUUGGCAUUCAAAUUUGUAGUUGGUUGCGAGUGUGUAGAGAGAGUCACACUGCUCAGAUUGAUGCAUUGGCUUGGAUUACUGCUUUGCUCAGCUGUGUUUUUAGGGCUUAAACUCUUGGUUCUAAUUUGAAAAU
This is a messenger RNA of Amborella trichopoda, 1837 nucleotides long. RefSeq names its product adenine nucleotide transporter 1 (gene ADNT1). The record is from RefSeq and is a predicted model, not a curated record. Gene Ontology annotation, biological process: transmembrane transport. NCBI's taxonomy places the organism in Eukaryota, Viridiplantae, Streptophyta, Magnoliopsida, Amborellales, Amborellaceae.